Molecule: messenger RNA, 334 nt
Organism: Vombatus ursinus (common wombat)
Lineage: Eukaryota; Metazoa; Chordata; Mammalia; Diprotodontia; Vombatidae
Product: tyrosine-protein kinase JAK1-like
Exons: 2
Biological process (GO): cell surface receptor signaling pathway via JAK-STAT; tyrosine phosphorylation of STAT protein; cytokine-mediated signaling pathway
Cellular component (GO): membrane; cytosol
Molecular function (GO): cytokine receptor binding; ATP binding; non-membrane spanning protein tyrosine kinase activity
Source: RefSeq, a predicted model, not a curated record
UCUCCCUUCCUUUCCUCCAGUACUGAGUAUGCAAUCAACAAACUGAGACAAGAAGGAAGCGAGGAGGGCAUGUACGUUCUGCGCUGGAGCUGCACGGACUUUGACAACAUCCUCAUGACCGUGACCUGCUUGGAGAAGUCAGAGCAGAUGUUAACGAGCCAGAAGCAGUACAAGAAUUUCCAGAUUGAAGUGAAGAAGGGCAAAUACUCCCUGCACGGCUCUGAUCGAGUGUUCCCCUCUCUCCGAGGCCUGAUGGACCAUCUCAAAAAGCAGAUCCUGAAAACAGACAACAUUAGCUUUGUCCUGAAGAAAUGCUGCCAGCCGAAACCGAGAG